AGAAUUGCACUCCUAAGGAAGAUUUUGAUGGAGAUAUCUGGAGACUACAGCACCCCAUAUGCCAGAGUGACUCCUAAAUACCAUACUCGUCUGCAAGGUAUAGAGCCACAAGUGGGCAAAAGACGCUUAUCUCAGGCACGUCAUAGAGCUACUUUGGCAGGACUGUUCAACAACUUACGAGAAACUGUAUUUUCGCAGCAAGAAAAUUCUGUCUCAAAGUCUCAAGUUUUAUGCCAAGCUAAGAAUUAUAUCCAGGAAUUGGAGCAAACUUUGGAAAAUCUGUUGAAGAUGAAAGAAGUUUUAAAUCUGGAAGAUGGCAAUCCGUCCAGUUUGGAAGAUGUAAAGGAGGAAUAUGUCAAGAUGUAUUUCAACAAUCAUAGCAUCAUACAUUCUUCAGAUGUUUUGAGUCAAAAUGGCACCACAGUCUGGUACGUGAUUCAAGAACAUGAGAAACCAAUUGUAGAAGAAGAUGUAAGUCAAAGGCUAACACAGUCACCAGCUACCUCUUCUCCUGAUCUCAUGGAGUUUGAACGAUACUUGUAUUUUUACAAGCAGACUGUAGACUUGUUGGUUGAUAAUGCAGUUGUAAGCCCAGAAGAAGUUAUGCUCCCUGUGGUCUCCACAGCUGUUUCCCAUCUGUGGCAGGGUCUCCCAGAAGACAGGAAGGACAGUGUUUUGCACUACUGUAGUCAAAGACAGAAUUUCAUCUCUGAGAUCAAGACAGCGUCUCAAGAACCUGCCUGUACUGAUGAGAGCAGUGUGAGGGACAGUGGAACCAAUAGUCAGGAAGCCAGCGGUUCAGUAGUGUCCACACCGGAGGAGAUCCUCUUUGAAGAUGCUUUUGAUGUGGCCACUAGUUUUCUUGAUAGAAAUGAAACACAAGAAAUAUCCAGUCAAAGCUCAGCAUUCACAGUCUGUGGUUCAGAUAGCCAAGAGGAUAACCAUCGUAUCUACUUGCAGAUCAUCAGCUUCUUGAAAAAUCUGUUUUUUGCUAGCACACAACCAUCACAGGAAGAAAUUCUUCAGUUAGACUACGAGACUGUAAUGUUGCGAUGCACGGAGACAUUUGAUGAUGAUUUGUAA
This is a messenger RNA of Notechis scutatus (mainland tiger snake), 1083 nucleotides long. RefSeq names its product stimulated by retinoic acid 8 (gene STRA8). The record is from RefSeq and is a predicted model, not a curated record. Gene Ontology annotation, biological process: spermatogenesis; activation of meiosis; oogenesis. Lineage: Eukaryota; Metazoa; Chordata; Lepidosauria; Squamata; Elapidae. Gene Ontology annotation, molecular function: protein dimerization activity. Gene Ontology annotation, cellular component: nucleus.